Molecule: messenger RNA, 2967 nt
Organism: Plasmodium vivax (malaria parasite P. vivax)
Lineage: Eukaryota; Apicomplexa; Aconoidasida; Haemosporida; Plasmodiidae
Exons: 2
Coding region: 457-2967 (836 amino acids)
Biological process (GO): RNA processing
Molecular function (GO): RNA methyltransferase activity
Source: RefSeq, a predicted model, not a curated record
AACCAUAAGGAGGGUUUUCCACCAAAUGUUGCAUUUUUUAAAAUUACUGUGUACUUAUGCACAACACUUGUAUACUCGUUACACGUAUGCGAGUUAUUUUUGUUAAACAUUUUCCUCCCCCUGUUUUGUUGUUCCCAUUGUGCAUACAUUUGUCCCAUUGUACCAUUUCGCUGUUCCCCCUUUUUCGCGUGAGAAUUCGUUAAACGAGAAGUUUUUUUCCGCGUGACGCCAACUGGGGAACACCGUAACUGUUGUUACAUUGGCCUGCGCGCGGGCACGGCCACUAAAAAGAGUGUACUGAGCGCAUGUUGAGCGAGUGGUGUACGAAUGUUGGCAUACUGCUUGGGUUGUUAACAGGCUUCUAACCCCUACGAACGUAGGCGCACGCGUAACUGGGUGAGUGGCUGUAGCGGGUGGAUACACUACAUAUAACUGGUGACACGUGCGGACCCUUGAAUGAGGAAGCGCCGCCUCCUUUUAACAGCCUCUUUGCUCUUUUUCUACGCAAAAAGGAUUUCCUGCGUACGAAAUAUAGGCGCGCCGAGCGGUAUCCCCCUCCUUUUAUUCGCUCCGAAGAAACGAAAAGGAAGAACAAAAAGGAACCACAAGAUGGAGGACAAUCAGGAGGCAAUCAUUGCGAUGGGGUCCCAGAACCUCAUAAGAAACGGAAACAGCAACAGCAACAGCGGCAACGGCAGCGGCAGCAAUGUGCACCUUUCAUUAAACAACUACGCAAGCGGCUGCCCAAACGGCUACUCGAAUGGCACCACAAAGGAAAACAACGCGAACACCAAAUUGGUUAGAAGCAACGUGUUGAGCAUUUUCAGCUAUACGCUCAAGUACAUGAACAAAAAGAGCCUAAACAAAUGGCUCAGAAAUAAUAUUAAGGCCCCCUUCUAUGACACCUUUGUGCCUCGAAACAAGCCAGUAGCCUACAUCCGCUUCAAAUGCCACGAAGAUUUAAAGGUGUUCGAAAAGAUGGUAGAAAAUAAACGCAUCUACCCAAAUGACAGCUUGUCAGUUAUUAAAAUAAAUAAAUUUUCCAAAUAUGCUCAGAAGAGGAAAUUCUUUCAGGGGGACCAACCCGAUGAAGAAGGUAACGAUGGGCACCAGGUUGGGGAGGACUACAAUGGAGGGGAAGAUCACUUGGGGGAUCACCAUAAUGGUAAAAAAAAGGCGAAGAGACAAAAAAUGGAAAGAUCUGCGGAGGAAAACAUGAAGAGGGAGACAACAUCGGAAGGGGACCAACUGCCAGACCUACAAACAGUUAUCAAAAUGAACAAAACACAAAAGAGCAAAAGCAUAGAAAAUUUUGUAACCCCCUUUUAUAAGUACCCUUAUGAAAAUCAAAUUAAAAUUAAGCACCGAUUUUUACAAAAAUGUAGAGACCAAAUUAUGACCAACUUGAGAAAUAAAUGGGAGAAACAGAGUAUCCUCUUUGGGGAGAUGGAAGCUGCCCCCCCUGAUGAUGAACUUCAUGUGGGUAGUACAGGCGAGGCCAGUACCGGCGGAAGCGCCAGUGCAGGUGCCCCUUCGAACAGUCACGGAGGAAACCUCACCAGUAGUAAUAGCGGGGAAAAAAAGAAUAAGAAAAACGAAACGAGCAAAGACAGCUGUUUUAACAAAACUGUUCUGUGUGAUGUAAAGCCAAGCGGCAACAUCAGCAGGGAAUUUUCUGUGGACAAAAAAAUGAAAAAUUACGAAUUUGAGGUUGACAGCCCCUUAUUCCCAGACGAAAAAGGAAUCAAUGGGUACCGAAACAAAUGCGAGUUUACCAUUUCGUAUGACGAAAAUAAUAAUGUUGAAAUUGGGUUUGUCACUGGGAAGAUGAAAACGGAUGUUAGUGACACGGGGGAGGAUAGAAACGGCACCGAUGAUAACAACUGCAACUUUAGCGAACACAAUAUAAGCAACAGCGCCUCUCCCAUGAACGAGUCCCAGACCACAAAACUGAGGAAUAAGAAGCAGAAGCAGGCGUACUUCCUAAACCCCAUCGUUAAGAGCGUCGAGGACUGCGUGCACAUUCACCCCUGCAUGAAGCAGGUCGUGCAGGAGAUGAAGAGCAUAAUUAAGGACUCCACCUACCCGGUUUUCGACAGGGUGUACAAAACGGGCGUUUGGAGAAUCCUCGUCGUGCGCUUCAACAGCCUGAAGGAGCUGAUGAUCACCGUGCAGACCUACUCACUGGACCAGAAGAAAAAAAAGGAAAUCAAAAAGCUCCUGAUAAACAGACUCACGAAGAAGAAGGACGAAGUCUGUAUGAGCUUCUCCGACUAUAAAGUUGUUUCGCUCUACCUACAGGAGCAUGAAAAUUCAAAUGACUCUACAAACCAGUCCCCCAAUGAGCACCUAUGGGGGGUGGAAUACCUGGAGGAGAUUAUCCUAAACAAUCGUUUCUUACUAACACCGUCUUGUUUUUUUCAAGUGAAUCAUAGCAGUUGCGAAAUUCUAUACAAGAGGGUCAUUGACUACAUCCAGAUAAGUGAAAAGAAGCAAAACUACAUUUUUGACUUGUGCUGUGGUACGGGCACCAUAAGUAUUUGUGCCGCCAACGAGCUGAAGGGGGAAGACGUGCACAUCGUGGGCAUCGACAUUUGUGAGGAUAGCAUUAUGUGUGCAAAUAAAAACGCGGAAAUGAAUAAAAUUAAAAAUUAUAAAUUUCUCCAAGGGAGAGUGGAAGAGUUAUUUUCAAAUGAAAUUAAAAACGUUUCAGAGAAAAAUGCCAACGUGAUAGUUAUUGUAGACCCUCCGAGAUGUGGUCUGGCCAAUAGCGUCCUCAACAUUUUGAGCUCCAACCAGCUGAUUGGGCAGAUCAUUUACGUUUCGUGCAACCCAAUCACGCUCAUCAGCAACGUGACUCAUGUUUUGUUUCAAAACGAAAACCUGAAGAUCAAAAACCUCGUCUUCGUGGACAUGUUCCCCCACACCUUCCACCUCGAGUGCAUCACCAACAUGGUGAAGGGGUAG